AUGUCUGUCACCGAAAUCACCAGCAAAGCCGACUUCCUACAAAAGGUCCUCGGUUCGGAAGACCCCGUCCUCCUUGACUGCUACGCCGAAUGGUGCUCACACUGCAAAGCCAUUGCACCCAAGAUUGAAGAAUUCAGCAAAAUCUACCCCCAGGUCAAAUUCUACCAGGUGGAUGUCGAUAAGGUCGAGGAUGUCGGACAGGAGCUAGGCGUGCGGGCGAAGCCUACAUUCAUGCUAUUCAAGGGCGGAGAAAAGAUCACCGAGGUUGUUGGAGCUCACGUGGUCCUCAUUGAGGAGGGAAUCAAAACUCAUCUUCUCUGA
This is a messenger RNA of Penicillium crustosum, 321 nucleotides long. Its product is annotated as thioredoxin family protein. The transcript has 2 exons. Gene Ontology annotation, molecular function: protein-disulfide reductase activity. The record is from RefSeq and is a predicted model, not a curated record. Lineage: Eukaryota; Fungi; Ascomycota; Eurotiomycetes; Eurotiales; Aspergillaceae. The coding region runs from base 1 to 321 and encodes 106 amino acids.